AUGACGCUUGCACUGUGGCUUGGUGUGGCUGGCGGUGCCGUGGCUCUGCACCUCAUCUGCCGCAUCUGGCUUGCGCUUCGAUCGCCACUCCUCGGCGUUCCCGGGCCCUGGCUGGCGCGCUUUUCAGACCUUUGGUACUUGAAAACCCUGCUUGGCAAGCGGCAGUUUGCAACUAUCAGUCGCGAGUUACACCAACAACAUGGUGCCAUUAUCCGCUAUGGCCGCAAUCGAUACAUCAUCGACGACCCAGACGCCGCCAAGAUAAUCUAUAGCUUUACCACCCAGUUUCAAAAGUCAGCCUGGUACAGCACCUUUACCACACCCGGUGUUAGCCACCUGUUCAUGGAGCGCGACGUGAAGCGUCACGCCGCCUCCCGGAAGGUCUUCCAGAACACGUACAGCAUGUCUUCACUUGUUUCGUACGAGCCCUAUGUCAGAAUCUGCGGCGACUUGCUCGGGCAGCACCUGACGGAGUUUGCCAACGUCAAGAGCACAACAAAUGGCGGCCGGCCCACCCCCCUGGAUCUCACUCACUGGCUCCAGUGCUACGCGUUUGAUGUCAUCAGCGGCGUCACAUUUGGUAAGCGCAUCGGGUUCCUGGAUGCCAUGCAAGACGUCGGCGGGCUGAUGGCACUCCUGGAUUACGCCACUUAUUCUUCCGCCCGAAUGGGUAUCUAUGCCUCUAUGCGGCAGCUCUUGAUGCCACUCUCGAACAAGCUGGCCUCGUGGCGCGGCCUGACGCCCGACGAACUGAUCGAGUUUAUCGUGGGACAGGUACAGCAGCAUUGUGGCGGCGGCGGCGGCACGGGCAACACAAAGCCAUCAACCUACGAAAUCGAAGACGGCCUGCGAGGUACCACGGUGCAGGAUCCUUUCGUGGCCAAGUUCAGCCGUCGACACCUUGAAGACUCCGAGUCUAUGCCGAUGCACCAGAUCAUAUCGGCAUGUAUAGGCAAUAUCUUAGCAGGGUCAGACACCACAGCCAUCUCUCUCUCGGCAUGCAUGUUCUACCUGCUGAAGAAUUCAGCCUGCCUGCAAGAGCUGCGCCGGGAAGUCGAUGCAAUCCACAACACAUCCGAGGUGGCUGAUGAUCGAGGCUACAUCAGCUUCGGCACUGCCCAGAAGAUGCCUUACCUGCAGGCCGUCAUCAAGGAGGCUCUGAGGCUGCACCCCGCCGUCGCACUGCCCCUGGAGCGCGUCGUCCCUGUAGGCGGAGCUACAAUCUCAGGGACCUUUUUUCCCGAGGGCACAACCGUCGGCAUCAACCCAUGGGUCCAGCAUCGCAACAAGGCCCUCUUUGGACACGACGCAGACGAGUUCAGGCCAUCCAGAUGGCUGUCGGAGGACACAGAGAAAGUCGCGCUGAUGAAUCGCUCAUGGAUGCCGUUCGGGCAGGGCACGCGGACCUGCAUCGGCAGGCACGUCUCCCAUCUCGAAAUCUCGACGCUCAUCCCGCGGCUGGUGAGGGAUUUCGAUUUCCAGCUCGCCGGGAAGCUGGCCGAGCCCGGUGCCUCUUGCGAUAUAGAUAACGGCUGGUUCGCCAAGCAGAGAGGAUUCAUGGUCACUGUGGAACUCCGAAAGUAG
Molecule: messenger RNA, 1584 nt
Organism: Microdochium trichocladiopsis
Lineage: Eukaryota; Fungi; Ascomycota; Sordariomycetes; Xylariales; Microdochiaceae
Product: cytochrome P450
Exons: 4
Coding region: 1-1584 (527 amino acids)
Molecular function (GO): heme binding; monooxygenase activity; iron ion binding
Source: RefSeq, a predicted model, not a curated record